AGCUUUGUAGUCACCAACAAAUUUACACAGACAAGAAGAGAAGAGAACCGAUCUCUUUGUGUUCUCUAGGGUUUUGCCGGAAUGGGGAAAGACGAAGAGGAAAUGCGAGGGGAGAUCGAGGAGCGACUAAUCAACGAGGAGUACAAGAUCUGGAAGAAGAACACCCCUUUCCUCUACGAUCUCGUCAUCACUCACGCUCUCGAGUGGCCUUCCCUCACCGUCGAGUGGCUCCCAGACCGCGACGAGCCUCCCGGCAAAGACUACUCCGUCCAGAAGAUGAUUCUCGGCACCCACACCUCAGAGAACGAGCCCAAUUACCUCAUGAUAGCUCAGGUCCAGCUUCCUCUCGACGACACCGAGAGCGAGGCGCGUCAGUACGACGACGAACGGUCCGAGUUUGGUGGGUUUGGCUGCGCCACCGGAAAGGUGCAAAUUAUCCAGCAGAUAAACCACGAGGGGGAGGUGAACAGAGCUCGGUUCAUGCCUCAGAACCCUUUCGUGAUUGCCACGAAGACGGUAAACGCGGAGGUGUAUGUGUUUGAUUACAGCAAGCACCCGUCUAAGCCGCCGCUCGAUGGAGCUUGCAACCCUGAUUUGAGGCUGAGGGGUCACAGCUCCGAGGGGUAUGGUUUGUCUUGGAGUAAGUUCAAGCCGGGUCAUUUGCUCAGUGGAUCUGAUGACGCUCAGAUCUGCUUGUGGGAUAUUAACGCCACUCCUAAGAACAAGGUCAUUGACGCUCAGCAGAUCUUUAAGGCUCAUGAAGGGGUGGUGGAAGAUGUUGCGUGGCAUAUGAGUCAUGAAUAUCUGUUUGGAUCCGUUGGAGAUGAUCAGUACCUUCUUAUAUGGGAUCUGCGUUCUCCAUCUGCUAGUAAACCAAUACAGUCUGUGGUUGCUCACUCCAUGGAGGUUAACUGCUUAGCCUUCAACCCAAUCAAUGAGUGGGUUGUGGCAACAGGGUCGACUGAUAAGACUGUUAAAUUGUUCGAUCUACGGAAGCUAACCAGUGCUCUUCACACAUUUGACAGCCAUAAAGAGGAGGUUUUCCAAGUUGGUUGGAACCCGAAGAACGAGACUAUCUUAGCCUCAUGUUGCCUUGGUAGAAGGCUUAUGGUUUGGGACCUUAGCAGGAUCGACGAGGAACAGACAGCAGAGGAUGCAGAGGACGGUCCACCAGAGCUGCUGUUCAUCCACGGUGGUCACACCAGCAAAAUAUCAGAUUUCUCGUGGAAUCCGUGUGAAGACUGGGUUAUUUCCAGUGUAGCCGAGGACAACAUACUCCAAAUAUGGCAAAUGGCUGAGAACAUUUAUCAUGACGAGGAUGAUGCCCCAGGGGAAGAACCAAUAAAAGGUUCUUAAGCUUAUUUCUAGGUUCCUAUCUUAUGUGACAUUACUUGUCUUUUACAUCACUCUGCCUUCGAUCUGUUGAUCUUGUUCAAGUAUUUAGUGUAAGUUAUGUAAAACGAGACAUGAAAUGAGUUUACUUUUUUUUUUUUCCA
This is a messenger RNA of Raphanus sativus (radish), 1496 nucleotides long. RefSeq names its product histone-binding protein MSI1. Gene Ontology annotation, cellular component: nucleus. Lineage: Eukaryota; Viridiplantae; Streptophyta; Magnoliopsida; Brassicales; Brassicaceae. Gene Ontology annotation, biological process: regulation of gene expression. The record is from RefSeq and is a predicted model, not a curated record. Gene Ontology annotation, molecular function: histone binding. Bases 82 to 1356 code for a protein of 424 amino acids. The transcript has 6 exons.